Helicoverpa zea (corn earworm) is the source of this 739-nucleotide messenger RNA. It is a transcript of the gene fabp, whose product is annotated as sodium/calcium exchanger regulatory protein 1. Gene Ontology annotation, biological process: fatty acid transport. Bases 90 to 488 code for a protein of 132 amino acids. Gene Ontology annotation, cellular component: cytosol; nucleus. Gene Ontology annotation, molecular function: fatty acid binding. The record is from RefSeq and is a predicted model, not a curated record. Lineage: Eukaryota; Metazoa; Arthropoda; Insecta; Lepidoptera; Noctuidae. The transcript has 4 exons.
CUUUGCCGCGUAUAUUCAUUCCAGUUGCGACCGGUAGUACGGACUCACAUACUUUUAACUUCACCAAAAAGCAUUUUUUAUAUUAAAAAAUGGAAUUCGUCGGCAAGAAAUACAAGAUGGUCUCUUCCGAGAACUUCGACGAGUUCAUGAAGGCUAUCGGUGUCGGCCUGAUCACCCGCAAGGCCGCGAAUGCCGUCACCCCCACAGUGGAGCUGCGCAAGGAUGGAGACACCUACACCCUGGUCACCUCCUCCACCUUCAAGACCACGGAGGUCAAGUUCAAGCCUGGUGAGGAGUUCGAUGAGGAGAGAGCUGAUGGCGCCAAGGUGAAGUCCGUGUGCACCUUCGAAGGCAACACCUUGAAGCAGGUGCAGAAGUCAGCCGAUGGUGUCGAGGUCAGCUACAUCAGAGAAUUCGGACCCGAAGAGAUGAAGGCUGUGAUGACCGCCAAGGAUGUGACCUGCACCAGACUGUACAAGGUCCAAUAAGCUGCUUCAAAAGACUGCGGGGCAGAGCCCUACUUGUGUCUGUACUGCACAACUAACUCUAUAACUUAUGUCGUCUAGGCUAUUAGUACUCGUAUCUACGUUGAUUCGUUUCGAAACAUCAUGAUAUAAAAAACGUUAUUUUUAUACUUUCAUUGUAUUUGCCAAAGUUUACGCGGUCGCGUACUGUCUUCAAGUUUCAACUGUUGUAUAAGUUUUUCAGUGCAUAUUUAAAUAAAACGUUUUUUUUUGUA